AUGCUUCCAUCUGUCCAAGUACAACGACAUAUCCUUCGGCUUACACCCGAAAGAGCCAGACUGUGGUCAACUGCAAUUGUCGGUUUCGGUGUCGUGACAGGUGGUGCACUCUUAUUUAUUGGUGAAAGAAUCCCAAGAGUUCGUCAGGAUAUAUUACAAAAAAUUCCGAUUAUGGGCAAUUAUUGGUCUACUGAACAAAAAUAA
This is a messenger RNA of Dentiscutata erythropus, 204 nucleotides long. The record is from the annotation of a GenBank genome assembly. NCBI's taxonomy places the organism in Eukaryota, Fungi, Glomeromycota, Glomeromycetes, Diversisporales, Gigasporaceae.